CUCUAGUACGACGUGACACAGUGAUGACGGAGUAGGUCGUCGCGUAAAUGAGUGGAAACGGCACCUGAAUACAGUGGGAAAGGAAGUGUCGCUCCUUUACUGAUAACAUAUUUUUUUACCAAAUACGUAUGUGAGUAGUUUGGACGGCGACCUUCUUCAUUCUGAGCGGAUUCACAAUUAACUCUUCUCCUGGAAGCAGCGGUGGCAGGAUUUUCCUCAGCUGGUUUGCUAGCAAGACCGCCUGACCGGACUCUUCGCUAUAUAAAAAAACACAACUACCCAGUCAGCCGCUUAUUAUUUUGCACUUCUAAACGAGUUAUAACGGCAAGUGAAGUGUUAAACUCCUUAUUUCUUGACCUAAUUUAACCGUAACCGUUUGACUGCUUUAAUUUAACCGUAAAGCCACAUUAUUGUAGUCUGGCAGCUAACUGCACGCGCUCUAAAUAAUCUAACCGAUAAAUGUCUCCAUGACAACGUGUGUGUUGUAGCAUUGAGCAUCAAUGUUACACAUCUGAGUAUGUAGCAUGUUUGCUCCGUGCUGAAGAGGAUGUUUAUACAUCACAACCUGCUGACAGAUAUUAGGUAGCUCACAGCUGGAUGGCGACGCAUCGAGGUCCAGUAUGAAACACGAUACAUCUGCGCUUCAGUAACCGUGACUGGAGGCUCAUAAGAGAGCCUUCAUUAUGUGCGAUAGCUGUGUCAUCGUCCUGUCGAUCACCUCCACUAUCCGAGACUGAGAUUUAGUGGCUCUUUUAAACACUCGUGAUCCAGUAAGUGUUGCGCAAUGGCGGGUGUUGGGGGCAGUGUGCUUUUGCUGGGUCAGCUGGCGUCUGCAUCCGCUGCAUCCUCCAACUCCUCACCCACUGAUCCUAAUGCCCGGGGCUGCUCCAGCGGGGACUUCACGGACACCUUCGGCAUCUUCCUGCAGGGCCUGCUGGCAGUGGUGGCCUUUAGCACCCUUAUGUUGAAACGCUUCAGGGAGCCCAAGCACGAACGGAGACCCUGGAGAAUCUGGUUUCUGGACACCUCUAAACAGGCCAUAGGGAUGCUGUUCAUUCACUUUGCCAAUGUCUACCUGUCUGACCUCACAGAGGAGGACCCAUGUUCACUAUAUCUAAUCAACUUCCUGUUGGAUGCGACACUGGGCAUGCUGGUGAUCUAUGGUGGCGUGAAGGCCGUUAGCGCUGUGGUUGAAUGGAGACAGUGGGAUUCGCUGCGUUUUGGAGAAUAUGGUGAGCCAGUUCAGUGCAGCGCCUGGGCAGGUCAGUGUGCUCUCUACAUCCUCAUCAUGAUGUUUGAGAAGGUCAUGAUCAUGCUGGUUCUCCUCAUCCCACAAUGGAAGAAGCUGGCUACACUCAACCCCAUAACCAACCCUCGUCUGGAGUUAGCUAUCGUCAUGCUAAUCGUCCCGUUUUUUGUGAAUGCUCUGAUGUUCUGGGUGGUGGAUAACUUCCUGAUGAAGAAGGGAAGAACAAAAGCCAAGCUGGAGGAGAGGGAAGCAGGAGAUGACCCUCGCGGCAACAGCAAAGUGCGCUACAGACGGGCAAUGUCACACGAUGACUCUGAAUCAGAACGCUCUUCCUCUUCUGCUGGUCAGAUCCUCUUCUCCGCAGAUGAUGAAAUGGAGGAUUCAGAUGGUGACGACGAUGUACGAAGAAUCACAGGGCUCAAGCCUGUUAAGAAAAAGAAGCACCGUCUUGGUAUUCCAGUUUGAAUUCAAAUCAGUUUGGACUUGAGGCCUCCCUUGUUCCCAUGACCCCAACUCAUUUACCAGAGCACAGAUCAGCAAGUGAGGGGCAUGAUGACUAAGUCUAUGAAUUGUGGGGUAACGGACCCAGGCUCCAGUGUAAACACACGAGAGGACCCUCUUGACAUUACCAGAAAGAUUUUUGCUAUCCUAUGCCACAGAUGAUUGAGGGAUCAAUCAUCUGACCAGCCUAUUGGGAGAUGAUCGGACCAUAUUUUCAGUCUGUUUUUUUUGCACAUUCAUAAUUCUGCUUAAACAUCAUGUGGUUCUGCAGUGGAUAUACAACCCAGCUACAUCUUCUUGCAUCUGUCUAGCAUUUGAACUGAUAAAAAAAAGUCUAAACCUAUACAAAUAACAUGCUGACACUGUUCUGCUGAGAUAAGUACCUUUAACCGUAUGCAUGUGAUCGAUCACACUUGGACAAACUGUUCAAGGUCACUCAUAUUCGGUUCCUAAACGUGUUUGUAAGCGUGGCUGCAGCAGAGAGUUGUGCACAUCAGCUGUGAGGAAAUUGUGCUGAUAAAUGUUACAGAAAACCAUUCGUCAGCAGUGUUAUGAGCCGGUAUUAUAAUACAGUUGGUACGGUCUUGCAAUGUCUGUUUUGAACUGUUAGGCAGCAGCCAAACUGACAAGGUACGAAAUUCCAGGGGUGGCUGUUUCAUCACACUAAUCUGAUAGCUUGUCUUGCUGUUUGGUUUUUGAAAGACUAUCUGCCUCAAUUUAGUGUUGUUUUUUCUGCCAUUAAUGUUUUCCCUGUAUUUAUUUGUUUUUGUUUUUUUUGUGGCCUAUUAAAGGGACAGUUCACCCAAAAAUUAAAAAAAAUCAUUUUACAUCAUUCCAAACCUGUAUGACACUUUGUUCUGUAGAACGCAAAUUAUACUUUGAAUGUUGCAGUCCAAAAACAUCAUUGGACCCCAUUGUAUACACACAAAAAAGAUAUUUUUCAAAAUGUCUUGUUUCACAGAAGAGCAAAAGUCAUAAAGGUUUGGAAGAACAUGAGGGUGACUAAUCUAUGACGAUUUUUAUAUUUGUGUUAACUGUCCUUUUAAAUUUUCAUUUUUGCUACUUAUUGCAGGGAAGAUGCUAUGUUACAGGAUGUAACCUCUUACACAGUUUGGUGUUGCAUUGUGGUCUCUUUGUGUGAGGUAUUACCUUCGUUGUUGGGUUUUUUUUUUUGUCUCUAAGCAUUACCCCUUCACCUCAAUAUUUACCAGUCAAAUGCUAAGCCAGUGGGUCUUUCUUCCAAAAACUUUAUCAUCCACUCUUGCACUUUUCUGCUCUGUGGGACAUUUGAUUUUAUUCCAACACUAAAGCACAGAUAUUUGGAGAAUGCAUUGCAUCAUGCGUUCUCUGCAGAAAUUUGAAACAGACUGCAUCUGUCAGAUUAUUUGUAAUCUUUAAUGUGAAGGGGAAGAUGCCUGUAGGUUUAGAGUUGGAGUAAAUGAAAUUGGGAGUACAGGACCAAUUGUCUUACUGUCUAACUGACAUUUAAUGGACCAAGUUUGUGGGAGUACUAUGUUUGCACACAGUUUGGGUUUGUGUUUUACAGGGAUGAAUUGAAAGCAGGUUUCUGGUCAGGCCUGCUGGAUGAACAUGAUUACUGAUAAGGAUUUUGUCCAGGUGGAAAUGUAACUGCCUUUCCCUCUCCGGGUUUGAAUCUGACUAUUAUUAGAGAGUGAUCUUGGUUACGGUUGCAAGAGAAUGAAACCAAUUGGACGUGGAAAGGGGUUUUAAGUACUAAACAAUAUUAGAUGACUUAGAGUUACUGACAAAUCAUGAACUUAUGUAUGCUUUUUUCAAUAAACAAGUGUAAAAUCA
This is a messenger RNA of Megalobrama amblycephala (Wuchang bream), 3565 nucleotides long. RefSeq names its product STIM activating enhance (gene stimate). The record is from RefSeq and is a predicted model, not a curated record. Gene Ontology annotation, cellular component: cortical endoplasmic reticulum; membrane. Gene Ontology annotation, molecular function: calcium channel regulator activity. The transcript is spliced from 8 exons. Gene Ontology annotation, biological process: activation of store-operated calcium channel activity. NCBI's taxonomy places the organism in Eukaryota, Metazoa, Chordata, Actinopteri, Cypriniformes, Xenocyprididae. The coding region runs from base 785 to 1714 and encodes 309 amino acids.